Molecule: messenger RNA, 744 nt
Organism: Schistocerca nitens (vagrant locust)
Lineage: Eukaryota; Metazoa; Arthropoda; Insecta; Orthoptera; Acrididae
Exons: 3
Coding region: 1-744 (247 amino acids)
Source: RefSeq, a predicted model, not a curated record
AUGUCACACGGCAUUGCCCGUGUUCCGCGAGCGGCGGUUGCAGGUGCGGGGCUCGAGGGUGGGCGAAGACCCGCCCCACCUUGCAUCGCACCGAUCACCGCAGCUCGACAGGCCGCGGCGGCGGCGGCGGCCCGAACUAUCUGGCGUCCAUGGGCGUCCCAACAAGCGGGUAGCAGCACUGCCAGGGGUCCCUCACAGCGGUCACCACGUGUGCGCGAAGCUGCAGCUGAACUGGAGGCUUCACGUAUUCCGCCGCCUCAGACCAGGACUCCACCGACGGCGUCUCGGCCGCUCGCGCCCCCGCCGCUGCUGGUCUGGUCACCUGCAGGAGACGGGCGCCUGUCGCCGCCGCCACGGCCCCACCUCAGGCCGCCGCCGCCGCCGCCAUGUUCCUCCGCGGUGCCGGAACCGAUAGACGCUGAGGCUACCGUCACGCCGCCGUCGCCGUCGCCCAUGGAGGUCGUUGCUCCAGCUCCUCAUCUGAGCAUACGCAGUGGCGAAUUGGAGGCUUCACGGAUUCCGCCGCCUCAGCCCACGACUCCACCGACGGCGCCUCCGCUGCUCGCGCCCCCACCACGGGCGGGCCUCCGGUCGUCGCCGUCGCCCUGUCGGUCCAGUCACCUCCACAGGACGGGCGCCUCUAGCCUCCGCAACGUUCCCAUCCCCGGCCACCGCGUUCCUCUGCGCUGCCGGAACCGAUGGACGCUGAGGCUGCCGACACGCCGCCGCCGCCGUGGCCCAUAG